AUGACACUUCUUCCUUUCGACGCAAAACGGAGCAUCGUGGAAAUGAACCACAGCAUCCAAGAUUUCGAGAGAUCCUGCGUACGACGGGCCAUAGUGUCUCCGCGGUGGCUGCCCGACAGCAACAGCGUGUUUUGGUAUAGACGGGAGACUGAAAUAGGGCAGUUUCAGUUCAUCUUGGUCGACUGCGACAAAGGACUUCGUCGUAUGGCUUUUGAUCAUGCUGGGCUCGCCUCUGAGCUUGGCAAAUACACACUGGAGCACAUCGGUCCUUACAGCUUGCCCUUUUGGUGGAUUAACGUGGCGGCGGACUGUACCUGGGUUCGCUUUCAAUUCAAUGGGAAAACUUGGCAGUACACACGAAGCGGGAAACUGGAGGAUUGGGAGGGAAUUUUUGACACUGGCGGAUUCGACCACGGCUGCAAGGAAAUCCCUUCACCAUUCUCGCGGGAGUCGAGCACUGUCACUCUCACAAACCACACUGCUAAUCUCAUUGACUACUUUUGGAUUAGCAACUCGGGCGAUGCUCGAUACUAUGGGUCGCUACGGCCGGACCAGACUAAAACUCUGACCGCCUACGUCGGCCAUAUAUGGCGCCUGGAGUUGCCAGACUCUGAAAAGCGCGUGUCGUUCGACGUGAAAAGCCAGCCCUCGACUGCUAUGGUUGAACAGUCUCCUCUUGGACUUAUCCUCAUCUGGGGAACGGCCUUAUCGAGCCAAAAUUCGGGAACUAUCUCGGCGGGAGAAGCUUCGAGCACCAGGACGAAGCCUUUCGUGCGCGACUUCAACGUCUGGGUUCACGACUCGGAAGGUACAGAGAAGCAAAUUUCUUUCCAAGGCGUCGCUGGCGACGAGUUUAAGGACGUCUAUACGUCUCCGGAUGAGCGUCACGUUGUGGUGUGGCAGUGCAAACCAGCAUCUAAACACUUGGUCCAUUUAGUAGAAUCGUCGCCAAAGGACCAGUUCCGACCCAAGUUGAUCAGCGAAGAGUAUCUCAGGCCUGGGGAUAACGUGGAGGUAAAGAGGCCCCGUCUUUUCGACCUGGUGGACGGUAGCGAGACCUUUGUCGACGAUGCCUUGUUUCAGAACCCAUAUGCUCUGACCAAUGUUGGCUGGUCAGAUGACGGUCAGAAGUAUCGGUUCAUAUUCAAUGAGCGUGGCCACCAACACCUGCGACUGCUAGAGAUAGCAAUGGACGGUGCUGUCGCGGUCCUAGUAGAGGAGAGCAGCAAAACGUUUGUCGACUACGCCAACAAGUUGUUUUACAAGCUUCUGCCAUCGACAAACGAACUUCUGUGGGCGAGUUACCAAGGGAUCCUGGAUGAUGCAUUCUGUUGA
This is a messenger RNA of Hirsutella rhossiliensis, 1335 nucleotides long. Its product is annotated as VHL beta domain-containing protein. Gene Ontology annotation, biological process: proteolysis. The record is from RefSeq and is a predicted model, not a curated record. The coding region runs from base 1 to 1335 and encodes 444 amino acids. NCBI's taxonomy places the organism in Eukaryota, Fungi, Ascomycota, Sordariomycetes, Hypocreales, Ophiocordycipitaceae. The transcript is spliced from 2 exons.